Messenger RNA from Mandrillus leucophaeus (drill), 852 nucleotides. RefSeq names its product transmembrane protein 61 (gene TMEM61). The coding region runs from base 1 to 663 and encodes 220 amino acids. NCBI's taxonomy places the organism in Eukaryota, Metazoa, Chordata, Mammalia, Primates, Cercopithecidae. The record is from RefSeq and is a predicted model, not a curated record. The transcript has 3 exons.
AUGGCCCCCAGGACCCAGGGCUCGGAUCCGCGCCAAGGCGUUCCGAUGUGUGACGGGAGCCACACGGCCUCCACCCUCCGCUAUUGCAUGACGGUCAGCGGCACAGUGGUUCUGGUAGCUGGGACGCUCUGCUUUGCUUGGUGGAGCGAAGGGGAUGCAAGUACCCAGCCUGGCCAGCUGGCCCCACCCAUGGAGCAUCCGGUGCCCGAGGGCCCCAGCCCCCUGCUCAAGUCCGUCAGCUUCGUCUGCUGCGGUGCAGGUGGCCUGCUGCUGCUCAUUGGCCUGCUGUGGUCCUUCAAGGCCAGCACCCGGGGGCCACCCCGAUGGGACCUCUAUCACCUCUCCAGAGACCUGUACUACCUCACUGUGGAGUCCUCAGAGAAGGAGAGCUGCAGGACCCCCAAAGUGGUUGACAUCCCCACUUAUGAGGAAGCCGUGAGCUUCCCAGUGGCCGAGGGGCCCCCAACACCACCUGCAUACCCUAUGGAGGAAGCCCUGGAGCCAAGUGCACCAAAGGAUGCCCUGCUCAGCACCCAGCCUCCCUGGCCUCCACCCAGCUACGAGAGCAUCAGCCUUGCUCUUGAUGCCGUUUCUGCAGAGACGACACUGAGCACCACGUGCUCCUGCUCAGGCCUGGUUCAGAUUGCACAGGGAGGAAGCUAAAGGCUCCUAGCGGGCCCUGAAUCCAGAGACAAAAAUGCUGUGUCUUUUCCAGAGUCUCGUGCAGUGCCUGGGCCACAGUAGGCACUCAACAGAUGUUCAUUGUCGAAGGCUGUUCUAUUUAUCUAUUGCUGUAUAGCAAACCACCCCAAAUUUAGUGGCUUAAAAUAAAUCCCAUUUUAUUAUAUCUCA